AUGUCUUAUGGGAUCCGUAGACACAAAAUGCAGGAAAUCAUACCGGUCACUAAGGAAAAAAAAUGCUUAUCGUACCUCUGCAACCUGCGCGAGCAUAGAAAGGAUCUGGUGAAAUUGUGUUGGGGCGUGAGUGUGGGCGCCGGCGGGAGGAGCCAUGCCAUCGGGGAGGUCACAUGGGCGGUACCACUUAGGCGAGGCGGGUCGACAUCGGGCGGCGACGAACGCGAAGCAUCACUUAAGAAAGUGCCGUGGCUCCGAGCAUUCACGCGGACACACCUGGCCGUUCGCUCGCUGUUCUUCACUGAGUGCUGUUUAAGAUGGCGACAGAGAACCGACGAUCAUGACCAAGUGAUCCAGCUGGAGAGGGAGACGCAGGUGGUGAGGAGCGUGACUUCGCAGGUGGUGACUUGUGACGUAUGGGUGACGCAGCUGGACGUCAUGAGGUACUUGACGGCGGUGGUGGCGCUAGCGGCAUGCGCGGCUGUCGCUCAUGCCGGCACUAGGGACAACUGGUCGUGGGGCGCCGAAGACCAUGGAGAGGCCCACGCCUCUGCGCCUUCAUCUAUCUCGUCGGCCGUGGCCUCAGCCCCGUCGUCGGGGUCGCCCAGGUCCGUCUCCUUCACCGCCAACAACGACCACCAGUUCGUCGACUCCGGCGCCACCAUCGUCAGCGCGGUGAAGCAGAGCCAGAGCGUGAUUCCUCCUACGAUUGUGAUCUCAGGAUCGACCGGAUCGACGGCAUCGGCCUCGGUGGCGCCGCAGGUCACCGGGGAUCACCUGAAGGGCGAGACGCCCACCGGCAGAGUCGACGGGGCCGGGGACCAGACGGAAGGGAGGUUCUUCGGCAUCAAGUCCAAGCUCUGCGACGUUGGCAUUGGCUUUGACUGCAAGAAGGGCUACUACAAGGGCGACCACAUCAGCCCCUACGACAUCAGCUACGUGCAGCCCGUGCAGGUGGUGCCCGUGGGCGGCCCCAUAGCGUCCGUGCCCGUCAAGAAGGGCUACCACCACAAGGCCAAAGGACACUACAGCCCACCGUCCACGGGCUACGUCGAGCUACGGCGCCCCCCAGCCAGCUACACCCCCCCGAAGGCCUCCUACUCGGCCCCGACGGGUCACGGCCAGUCGGUGGUGCACCACGUCCACACACACCACCACGUCUACACCGGAGGCUCGGGCGGCGGCUACGCGAAGGACUCCUAUUCUGGCGGCUUCCUUGACCGGUCCUCCAGCUCCAGCAGCUCCUCCGUCAACAAGCUCGGGUCGGCGCUUCCCGUCAUUCCUCUCGGAUCCUCAUCCAGCUCGUCGUUGUCCUCUUCCUCGUCCUUCUCUUCCUCAUCCGACUUCCAGAGGCUGUACCGCGAGGACUGCCAGUGCGUGGACCCCGUCUACUGCCGCGACCACGACAUCGUCGGCAGAACCAACAGCAACUUCGGUUCCCUCCUAGACGCCCGGACACGCAACACCGACAUCCUCUCCACCGCAGAUGACGAGACCGACAAGCAGGCCGCCGCGUCAGAGAAGCAGGAAGUCGUGGUGGAGAAAGAGGAGGACAAGACCGAGACCGCCGCGAGGACCAGGAGAGACACAAUGAAGUUCGUCAACGACCGCUUCGGGUCUUCGUCCAGACCACAGCGUCAGUCAUCCCUCGGUUACACCCCUGGCGUGAACGGCUGCGCCGUCGGCCACGUAUGCUGCCGCAACCCCUCCUUCCGCCAGUCCCGCCAGGUGUCCUCCUGCGGACGUCGUAGCUCUUUCGGGCUCCUCGGACGCGUCAAAAACACGCACUUCGAGCAGGGAGACACGGAGUUCGGCGAGUAUCCUUGGCAGGCGGCCAUCCUGCGUCGCGACGCCGGAGAUAACGUGUACGUGUGCGGCGCCGUCCUCAUCGACCGUCGCCACCUGCUGACGGCGGCGCACUGCACCAGCGGUCUAAGCCCCGCCGAGCUGAAGGUGCGUCUGGGCGAGUGGGACGUGGGCCGCGACACCGAAUUCUACCGCCACGUAGACAUCGACGUCCUGGGCAUCUACCCCCACCCGGACUUCUACUCGGGCAACCUCCACAACGACAUCGCCGUUCUGAGGCUCAUCUCCCCCGUCGACCUCGUGACCAACCCGCACAUUUCCCCCAUAUGUCUGCCGGACCGCUUCGCCAAGUUCACAGGAUCCCAAUGCCAGGCUGCCGGUUGGGGCAAGAACGCCUUCGGAGACCUGGGUAACUUCCAGAACCUGCUGAAGGAGGUGUCGUUGCCCAUGGUGGACCACAGGCUGUGCCAGAACGCCCUUCGCCAAACCAGACUGGGCCCCAACUUCUCGCUGCAUGAAAGUAUGAUCUGCGCCGGAGGAGAGGCUGGUUCCGACACCUGUGAGGGUGACGGAGGAAGCCCCCUGGUCUGCCGCGACCGAGAAGGAACCUUCAUGUUGGCGGGUCUCGUGUCGUGGGGCAUUGGAUGCGGGCAGCAGGGCGUCCCUGGAGUCUACACGAACGUACCCUUGUUCUUGGACUGGAUCAGUUCCAUCACGAGGUCAUAAGGACUAGGGAGAGAGACAAUCUGUAGGAGAUAAAGAGAGAAGCACCUCAGGUUUACGUCUGGUUAGAUUUUUUGUGGAUGAAUCAUCGUGUACAACUGUAGAUAUAUACACAGUUUAUCUUUACUCUUUAGGAAAAGGGUAAAAACCUGUUGAACAUUUUUUAUUUUCUGUUGUUGGGAUAUUUUGAUUGUUUCAGUUACAUUGAAUAUAUGGCAAUUCCUUCUCUACUGGCUAGAGAGGGAACUCCUAACAUUUCUUGUUAUUUCUCUAGUCUCGAAUUACUAAGCGACAUGCAUUCUGUCUUUUGCACACAUACUUUAAAGAAAGGGAACUUGCUGUCAAGAUACCACAGUAACCUCUGCACAGAAAGACACGUAUUCUACAUACAUAUACACUGGAAUCUUUUAUGAAAUCUUUCCUCUUCAUCAUGUCUCUAUUUGACGUAUUUACAUUAUAUAAUCUUAAUAUUAUUUUAACUCCAUAUCAUCGCAUCACAAACCAUUUGGAUUCCGAUAUCAUGCUCAUACUUUGUGUAUUUUGUCGUAUUUACUUUCUUCUCCUUGGUCUUUAGAUAGAGCUUUAAAUUAAUAUUUGGCCAAAUUUCAGCAGAUAGUGGCCAUGGGUGCACUGUCAUGUUGUAUCAUGUAUCAUGAUUAUGUCUUGAAUAAACUGUUGAAAGUG
Molecule: messenger RNA, 3213 nt
Organism: Penaeus vannamei (Pacific white shrimp)
Lineage: Eukaryota; Metazoa; Arthropoda; Malacostraca; Decapoda; Penaeidae
Source: RefSeq, a predicted model, not a curated record